AUGGGUUUCCGUGACCCCGGGUAUCCUAAUUUCCAUUGUUUUAUCGAAGAAUGCAAUUAUUUUGUAUUUUCACAAUUACUCGAUAUGGAAAAAGGAAACCCGCUAAGGUAUGGUGCCACCCUUCUCCCUCUUGUUUUUUCACCUUUUCUUCCCGCCAAUGUCUGCGUCUCCUAUUGUUUAGAAUACUAUUUCACCAUCCCAUGCACGCGCCUUUUUCUUUUUUUUACUAUUCACUCAUCAAAUUGUUUUUUUUUCAUUUUGGUUCCUUUUUAUAUUAGUUCAGAGCUAUUUUUCAUCAAAUCAAAAAGAAUAAAAAUAAAAAUCGGGGAAAAACUAGUACGGUUUUUAUUAAAUAAUUUAACGAAACGCAACAUGUUUCUCUGAAAAUGAAAUGCUUUUUCUCUAGAAAUUCAACAAAAAUAUUUUCUGGUUCUUUUUUUGCCUGUCAUUGAUAAUUGCCCACACCGACUGAAUAUUUUACAUAUUUAUAUUUAUGUAUUAAUAACAAAAUAAUGACAGCUAAAAAGUGAGUCUGGUUUUUUGUUGUAUAUUUUUCAAAAAAAAAGUGAGAUUCAGAAUCGGAAUUUAGCCUAGUGUAGCAUAUUCAAAUUUAUAUGGGCUGAUUACGCUUCGUUUAACGCCAAACCAAGUGAUUUCUCCUAGUUUUUUUUGUUUUUAUCUGAAAAAUCCGGAUAGAAUGAAUAUUUUCGUUUACAACAAAACAAUAACAAUAAUGAAAGAAUUAGUUAUGUUUACGACGUUUUGUUUAACAUAAUUUUAUAUUUAUAGGGUUCAUAUUGUAUUCAAAUUAUUUGCAUAAGUUUUGGUUUUUCCGUUGGCAUUGAAUCAUAGUUUUUUUUUUUUGAAAUAGUCUUGUGGAUUUUGAAAUGUGUUUUUAAUGUGGAAAAAUUUAUAUAAUUCGUUAUUUAUUGAUUUCGAAAAAUUAUUAUUCACGAAUUUUCGCAAAGAGAAUACUUUUGAACACCAAGUUCGAAAUAUUUUGUAAUCUGCAAAAGGUAAACAAUUUAGAAACAAGAUAUUGUUAAGAAGUUAAGCUAAAAAUAUUCUACAACCGUAGUUUUAGCUCUGUAACCUCACUCACAGGUUUGAAAAAUAUCGAAUUUUCUGCCGGGGUUUUCUUGUGAUUUCUAGUUAUUUUAUCUUCGUUUUCCCCAAAAUUCCUGAAAUUCUUGUAUUUUUCAGCUCUAUUCGAAAAAUGAAGAAAUUGAUAGGAAUGGAUCGAAAAACUGAUGGAGUCGGAGGAGGAACAACCAAAAGAAGUAGAAAGGUGAGAUUUUUUCGUCAAAACCGUAAAAAUUCUCAAAACCCAAUAGUGCGUGAAAAUAUGCUACAGGUUUAUUUUCUCUCAAAAAAAUUUACCUAAUGCGACGACAAAAAAUCGAUAAACUUUUCACAUCGAAAAUGCGAACUACUAUUUGGCGCGGCGCCAGAUGUUUCGUUUUUGUUUGAAUGCCAAAUUUUUGGCGGCGCGGGAGAGGAGAUAGUUUGUGUGAGAUUGAGAGAGCGCAGACAAUGUCUUGCGUUUUACUCACUCGCCAAUGAGUCUCUUCAUUUUAUUUUAUUCUUUUUUUUCUGUUGAACUAAUCAUUAUAUGAGGUGUUUUUUGUUAUCACCCAAAUAUUUAUUUUUUAUUAUCGAUUUAUUUGUUUUUGUUUGUUUGUUUGUUUUACCUUAAUUUGUAUACAAUUACUCAUGUUAAAUACCGUUUUUUUCUCAAUUUUACUUUUGUUUGCCGUAAGUAUUUAGUUUUUGAACACUUUCAUUUUUCGAGGUGAAUCUCUGACUAUUUUCUUUACUUCUUUCAAGUCGGUUUUCUAAAGUAUCUAAUAAAACGGAACUUCGGUUCCCAUUAAAUUAAAUGACGUUUAGUGAGAAUGGAAAAUUGGGGUUUUAGGUUUUUUUCUAGACGAGAAAUCAUCCUUGAAAAUUGAUGUUCUACUAUCUUCCGUUCGAAAAAUCCAAUUUUGUGCUCUUUGCGAAAAACAAAUAAAAUUUGAUUUAGCACCCAAAAAUGAAGGAUUUCCUGAAUCUGUCAGUUGUUUUUCUAGCUUCUUCUCACUAAAUCAUUUUUUUCGUAAAAUACGAAAUAUCGUUUCAAUUUUUCUCUUUCUCUCGAGUGAUUCACUGCCCGCCGGUCACUUUUUCUUCUUCGAAAUCACAACAAAAAACUCUGCUCAGCAGCAAACUGUGCAAUUCUCAUCUUUGUGUGUUUUAGUGUCUCGAGCCUGUUAACAGCUUAUUGUUAGCCAUAUCAUAUUCGUUCAUCCAUUAUUUUCGCUGUGCAAAUAUUGUCUGCUGAUUUUUGAUUUGUGUUGCACAGUGACCCGGAUAUCCCACAUGCUCUAUAAGUUGAUAAAAGUAAGUAGGUUUCAAACUUUCUCAAAUUCCCAUAUGAUUUUUGUUGGGAGUGUUUUUCUUGAACAGAUUGUUGUUUGUUCAAUUUCUCAACCUUUUCCUUUUUCCUAUCGAUUAUUCACAUUUAUGGCAAUCGUUUUUUCCUGUUCUUCUUCUCCUUUUUCAUCGUUGGUUUUUGGCGGGUGUCAGAUGACUGAGAUAGAAUAAGUGCCAACCAUUUUACCAGUUUUCGUCACUUGGUUUAGUUAGUGUUAUUGUUUACUGCUCUGUGGAUGGUAGACAAGAUUUUGUGGAAGUUGUUUUUGUCUAA
This is a messenger RNA of Caenorhabditis angaria, 2686 nucleotides long. The record is from the annotation of a GenBank genome assembly. NCBI's taxonomy places the organism in Eukaryota, Metazoa, Nematoda, Chromadorea, Rhabditida, Rhabditidae.